ACCGCUGGGGUAUUGAUAAUCAAUUUGGUCUUCGUUGGUCUUGCCGCUAGAAUCUCAAGGCGAUACACAAACGGAUUUUUGCCCACUGCUUUGGUGUAUCGAGGGAUUUGCACCUUAUUCAACCGAUGGGAAACGGCGUUAAGUCUGGUAGUCAAUAUUUUAAGUGAAGUUGUUCUGUGUGCAAGCAAUUAUGCCAUGCAAACCUUGGUUGCCCCAACUCGAGAUGAAUUGAAUUGGUCUCAUUCACAACAUAAAUGGCUCGAUAUCGGAUCCACCAGUUUCAGAAAUCUCUUUGCAAUCCCAAAAUCUCGCCUUGCGCUAUGGUUUGUGCUCAUUAUCACAGCGACUUCAUUCCAUUUGCUCUUACUUUCGAUUGUAUUCAAAUCAAUCCCUACAAACUUCUACGAUGUCAUUUUAGGGCCGUCAGAUCUCCAUCCUCAUGAUAUUCAAAGUAUUAGCACACCUAACCUGCAAAAUUGCCUUGGCAGAUAUCCUUAUGAUUUCCCUUGGUCAGCGGAGUAUAGGUGGGAUGACUUCGUCUCAGAUUUGGAAUCGGAUAACUUCAAGACUCUCAGUAACGACGAAUGCAAAGAAUACACCGACCAGAAUACCCAAGCGGGAGUCAAGUUUAUGAUGAUGUUAACCAACGAAACAUCAGUCCAGGAGGGGGCAAUCAAUCUGUAUUCUUUGGCUCAACUGUUGAAGGUGGAACAUGGACAGGACAAUACUACAUUCAAGGUGGUAAAAUAUCGGCAUGAUCCUCUGCACAUGUGUCUGCAUCGCCAUACAUAUACUUCAAUGAUUCUGGGAUAG
Messenger RNA from Penicillium malachiteum, 813 nucleotides. RefSeq lists its product as uncharacterized. Lineage: Eukaryota; Fungi; Ascomycota; Eurotiomycetes; Eurotiales; Aspergillaceae. The transcript has 2 exons. The annotation marks the transcript as partial. The record is from RefSeq and is a predicted model, not a curated record.